Molecule: messenger RNA, 5658 nt
Organism: Colossoma macropomum (tambaqui)
Lineage: Eukaryota; Metazoa; Chordata; Actinopteri; Characiformes; Serrasalmidae
Gene: enah
Product: ENAH actin regulator
Exons: 13
Coding region: 738-2885 (715 amino acids)
Biological process (GO): actin polymerization or depolymerization; actin polymerization-dependent cell motility; axon guidance
Molecular function (GO): SH3 domain binding; profilin binding
Source: RefSeq, a predicted model, not a curated record
CGACAGAGAGAAUAAGGGUCAAAUGUGUGGGACGGCAUGACCUCAUCUGCGCCGAGACACAUAGACCAUCACCGUGGCCUACCGUGUCGCUUCAGAGCCCUGCUGUGUCUAGAAGUCUAAGUGAAGGUCGUUCUCACAUUUUACGAGAUCUGGAGACAGGUGUUUGUCCAGUUUCCCUUCGUAAGGGACCUUUCGAAGUUAAGAAGUACCGUCCCUUCAAGAAGAGGUUGAUGGGUGGUCACUUAGAGACCCCCAGCAUUCCUGAGCCAAAAAGAGUGUGUUUUUUCUGGCUUGGGGUGCUUAAUCUGGCUUCAUAAAGAGGGGGUGUAGGUGGGUAUAGGGUACCCUGCGUCUGGCAUGUGUUUGUUUCUGGACCACCACAUGAUCUCGAUUGCAGCAACAGACCAUUUUGAGAAAGUGAUGAGGGGAAGUGACGUCACUGGGUAAACUCUUUAUUGAUGAGAUCAUGCUCCUCGGACCCACAGUGUCUCAUCGCUGGGUGUUCCUCGGUUCUUCCCCUGUGUCGAAACAGCUGAGUGAAGUUUAGUGCAGCCUGGUCUCCCACUGAGCUGGAGGUGGUCUUGUUUUUGAAGGGACUGAGCUUAAUUAUAGUGGUCUUCGGUUCUGACCGAGGUGGUCUGCUGUGAAGCUACACAUUUUCUACCUUGCUUCUAUUAGAAGGACAGGAGGCAGGAAGUUUUCAGGGAGAGGACCACAGCUGAGGCAGCUGCCCCAUCAUGCCUGCCCCCCGAGUGAGCCGCUUCCAGCAGCAAAAGAUCAGCCAUGCCAAGAUCAUCUUGAGGAGUCCCACGUUGCCAAGACAGAACCCUCAGGUGCAGAAUGGCCCUUCGCCAGAGGAGCUGGAAAUGCAAAGAAGGCAGCUGCAGGAGCUGCAGCGUCAGAAGGAGCUGGAGCGGGAGCGUCAGGAGCGAGAGCGGCUGGAGCGCGAACGUCAGGAGCGCGAGCGGCUGGAGCGAGAACGUCAGGAGCGCGAGCGCUUGGAGCGGGAGAUGCUGGAACGCGAACGCUCGGAGCGCGAACGCCAGGAACGGGAGCGGCUGGAGAGGGAGCGCGCCGAGCAGGAGCGUUUGGAGCGGCUGGAGCGCGAGCGUCAGGAGCAGGAGCAGCUGGAGCGCGAGCGCGCCGAACGAGAGCUGCUGGAGCGUGAACGAGCUGAGAGGGAGAAGCAAGAGAGGGAGAACCAGGAGCAGCUGGAGAGAGAGCAGAUGGACUGGGAGAGAGGGCGACGCAUCUCCAACGCUGCAUUCGAAAGCACCCUCCACACCCCUCCGCCUCCAGACUACGCCAAGACCACCACCGCCUCCUCCUCCUCCUCACCCGUUUCCCCUUCCACACCCAACUACCCUCCACCCUCCGCAUCACCCUCCAUAGCCACACCCCCUACCCCUCCCCUCCGCCACUCCGCCUCCCGAUUCGCCACCUCGCUAGGCUCCGCCUUCCACCCGGUGCUGCCCCAUUACGCCACUGUCCCCCGCCGCCAGCCGGCCCCGGCCCCUGCCCCGGCUCCUCCUCCUCCUCCUCCAGCCCCUCCAUCCAAACCAACCAUCUGCCCAGCCACCAACUUCACCCCCUUGCCACCAUCUCCUCCGGUCAUGAUCAGCAGCCCCCCUGGCAAGGCCACUGGCCCACGUCCAGUCAUCGCCAUCCCAGCCCCCAGCCCACUUUGCCAAAAACCGCCUUCGCCCACUGGGCCGACAGGCUCCACCCACUACCACACUUCUUGCUCCUCCUCCCCGGUCUCAGGCCAGCCCCUGCCCUCACCCCCAACUCCACCUCCUCCCCCACCCUUGCCCCCCUUUUCCUUGUCACAGUCGCCCACCAUCGCCUCCCUCGUGUCCUGUCCCUCACCCCAGCCUCCUGUUUUCCCUUCUCCUUCCACAGCCUCCCCCGCCUCCGCCGAGUACUCUAUAAACUAUGUUCUGGGAGACCCCUCUGCUCCAGUGCCAGCCUCUCAGCCUGCUGCUGACCCCCCCAGCCAGCCGGAUUCAGUGCAGGGUCUGCCCACCCCACCUCCCCCACCACCCCUUCCACCCGGCUCCACUGUGACCCCCACUUCCGCCGGACCCCCGCCUCCUCCCGGUCCCCCUCCCCCUCCUCCUCCACCUCUCCCUCCUACGCUCACCCCCACAGGGCCGCCACCUCCUCCCGGGCCACCGCCACCCCCCUCUGGCCAGGCCCCACCUCCUGCACCCCCUCCACCCCCGGCCCCACCUCUGCCCUCUGGCCUGUUCACUCCCUCGCCCACCACUGACGAGAACAAGCCCCUUGCCGGCCUGGCGGCCGCCCUCGCCGGAGCCAAGCUACGGAAAGUGCCAAGGAAUGAUGAGCCCUCUAGCACAGCUGCAGGAGGUGUAGUGGGCCCUGGAGCUGCUAAGCCUGAGACAGCCCGAGGGAACGGCCCUCUGCCUGGAGGAGGAGGACUCAUGGAGGAGAUGAGCGCCCUGCUGGCCAGGAGAAGAAGAAUUGCAGAAAAGGGAUCAUCACCAGAGCCUGAUCAGAAAACUGAUGAAAUUGAAGCAACUACGACCCCAAAGGUGUCGGCCUGUAGCACACCAGAUAUGCCCAGAAAGCCUUGGGAGAGGACAAACACCAUGAAUGGUAGCAAAUCACCAGUUAUUGGAAGACGGGACGCGCCGUGGAGAAAUCAGAUGGGUACUGACAAGUACUAUGAUUCCUUAAACAGACCGAGGUCUACACCCACUCCUACUGGAUCCCUAAGUGCCAAUGGAGUGCCAACAGAAGCUCUUGACUAUGACAGAUUGAAACAGGACAUUCUGGAAGAAAUGAGGAAGGAACUGUCAAAGCUGAAAGAAGAACUUAUUGAUGCGAUCAGGGAGGAGUUGGGCAAGUCCAACUCGGCGUAAAAGAGCGCAGCAUCCCUGGAUUUUCCAACCAUGGCCCAUCACUCAGGGCCAGCUUCAAGUUCUGACACUUUCUCAAAAGCAACAAAAAUGGAGAUUUUACAAAAGAGUUUAAACCCAGUGGUGAUAACAAUAACCGUAUUAAUGCUGAAGAAAUUUGAGGGUGACGCCGUUUGGGGCACACAGACACAGCUUGAGCGCAGGAGGUGUGCAGCUAUAGGCUGGGGGUGACACCUAGUUUUUUCCCCAAUGCUCCACCCAGUUGGCAGGAACGCCGACUUAAAGAGAAAAGACUGUCAAUAUGCAAUGGAUGACUCUAAAGUAGAACGACGGGAAAUAAUUGCGAAGAGGGCGGAGAACACAAACUAUUACUGAACUACAUACUGUAUUAACCAUGGAAGAGUGACACUGUAUAUCCAGCAGAUGACAUUCAUUCUUUGGCACAUUGCUUAGCAAAGGGCAGGCUCAUUUGGUCGGACGGCGUUGACGGGAGUCGGUAAAGUGAAGUAGGGCUUAGCUCGCCUCGCACAGUUGAGGAAUAACCUUAGAAUCAGGCCGAACGACUGACUGAAGGACUGGGUAGAGUUUAUUGCUGCAGGACUUUGUAAAGCUUGUCUUCCUGAUACUAUUUUAACCUAAAUAUGUACAUUAAAGACAAAAAAAAGAUACCUGCAACUCAUUUAAUUAUGUCUGAUCUAACGUACGCCAUGGCCAUAUCGAGUAGCUUAGUCACGUAAUCUUGGGAUACAGUCUCAGUCAAUUUUGGUAAUUAUCUGGAUACGUUUUCUUUUGGAGGCGAAUGCUCAAAAGCCUGUCUCUUAUGAGCCACUGUACUACGUAUAUUUUCUCUGUCUUGUAUGUUCACGAACUGUUCGAGAAGAUCAGGUGGGACAAUGCCUUUCUACUGUAAUUCAUUGUAGCUCUUUACCAAAAUCCUCUCAGUCAAAACGAUGGUGAAACACCAAUAUCAACAAGACCGCAUCUGUAGAUAGUGCUAAUGAGAACUACUUUUUUGAAACGAUUUUUUUUUUUUUCCUCUGAGUUCAUUGCAGGCUUUUCUCGUAUUUCUUUUGAUUUUAGUGCAUGUCUUGGUCUUGUUCUGAAUGAAAUGGGAAACAUUGCUGCCACGAAAAAUAAAUUGACUAUUGUUUUCAGUUUAUAAGCAAUAAGUGUAGCACUGACACUCAGUUUCCCCCCAUAUGUGUUUCCCUGUUUGGUGAUAUCACCCACUCUACCCCCGAUCUGUGGAUGAGUGAUUAUUUCCACACUGCAUACCUUUCUUUGUUCUUUUCCCUUAAAUCGCUAGGUGCAGUUCUUCACGAACACCUCUUUAUAGCCAUAAUCAAAUCACAGAGGUACACCAUCAUGCUCAGCAGCCCCUUGUACUGUGUUUUUGUUUCCAAAAUCAAGGGUGCAAAAGAUCUUAGACUGUAAAAUCGCUGUUCUCUGUAUUGGAUUUCCACCAAACUGCUAGACGAGAUUAGAACUGUUUUCCAAGGGUUAUCCGAGCGAAAGAUUUCCAGAUAGCUUCGUGCCAUGUAGAGUGCUUGUUUUUUCUUCAGUCCACCCUUUUGUUGUUUUUUUUUAUACAUGGCCCUUCCACUACUGGAAGGCACCCAGUGGUGGUUCUCCAUAGGGCUCCAUUAAAUAUGAUUAAGUUUAACUAGGAAAACCGAAAGCUCAACCGAAAGCUCUUUUAAGCUUAAACCUCUAAGUACAAUCAGUCAUGAUGAAUCAGCAACAUAAGACUGGAGUGAAAAUUGGUGUUUUCUCGUUCUUUUCAUGGUUGUCGCUGGUUUGCUUUACCAUUUAUCUCUGGCCGAAAAGCCCUUCGUACAUCUUAAUCAAAACAAAUCACUUCUUAACCCAUUCUCCAUCAUGCAAACAUAAACUCUCAAGGAAUCAGAAAGCUUGUAUAGUGUGUUUACAGCAUUGAUUGCACUUUAAAACUCCAUAGAAAUUCAAAUCACGACGAAACUGCUGGCAAGCCGACGCCAUCACCUUCGCGCGCGUGGCGAUCUCACCAAAGUUCAACAGUAACAAUCUCCUGAACGUCACACUGUCCUGAGCCGCCUUCGUUUUCUCAUCAGGAAAGAAUCAGUGGUGGUGGUGGUGGUGCGGGGGGGUCCUUCGGUUAGGGAGGUGAAAUGUUACAAUCGAGGUUGAUUUCAUACAUCGGAUAAAUCUGUUUGUGAUUUUCAUGGUUUGUGCCUUGUUCUGAAGUUGCAUUUAAUAUGUCAAAGAUUUAAAAAAGGAAAAAAAAGACUAGUAAUAAUAAUUCUACGGCCUGUCAUAACCUCAUACAUGUUUUGCAUCCUGCUUUAGUAAAGUACAAAAGGGAGACUUUAAGAUGUUAGUUUGAAAAAAUAAAGACGUGCAUUUAUCCAUCAUGCCAUUUUUCUAUUUUGUUACAGUAUGGUUUGUGUUAAGUGGUUACUCAUGGAUGUUUGCAAGGUCUGAAGAUGGGAGAGUUUCUGCAGUGGGAAUCAGUGGAAUGAUGAUACUGAAUCAUUGUGUGUCUUGACGUAUCCAUCUUCAGGAGCGGCUGUGAAAAUCGGACUAUUCAAAUGUGUGCUGGACAGAAUUCAACAGAAUGUUCCUGAAAUGCAUUUAUCGGUUUCUUUUCUCUCUCUCUCUUUUUUUGUUUUUUUGUUUUUUGUUUUUUUUUCUAUUUUAUCAUUCACAUUGUACCAUACUGUUUUCAUGUUAAUUAGAAGUUUCUUACAUGCUAACAUUGUUUUGUUUGAGCAAAUGAAAUAAAAAUUGCAAUACGUUA